Molecule: messenger RNA, 1415 nt
Organism: Aphidius gifuensis
Lineage: Eukaryota; Metazoa; Arthropoda; Insecta; Hymenoptera; Braconidae
Exons: 6
Coding region: 321-1205 (294 amino acids)
Source: RefSeq, a predicted model, not a curated record
GCACUAGCCCCAGUUGUAGCGCCGACUCGGCAUCCAAAGUUGCGUAGUUUAAAAGGCACCACUGUAUAAAAUAGUCGCACGUUUAUAUUAUAUUUAUUUUAUUUUUUUUAUUAACAUAAUUCAAUUAUUAAUUAUAUUACAAUAGUUGUAUAUUAUUAUUUUAAUUAGAAAAAAUUAUUUCAAAUAGAUAUAAAAAAUUUUUGAAAAAUUAAAAAAAAAAAAAAAAACGAAAAAAAUAAAAUUUUUAAAUUAAAAAAAAAAUAAGCUUAAUUAUUAAAAAAAUAAAAUAAAAAAUAAUUUUUUUUAUACAAAAAAUUAUUAUGUCACGUCCACAAGCUGAAUGGAAAAAAAUUAUAUUUAUAUAUAUUUUACAAUUAUUUUCAUAUGCAACACUUGAUGUACAGCUUGUUGCACCAAGAUAUAUCAAGUUUGGUGCAAAUGCAACAUUGCUAUGCAAUCAUACUGCUGAGUUCGAUGAUUUACAUAAAAUUGAAUUUAAAAAAGAUGGUAAAAAAAUACUCGAAUAUAUACGUGAUCGUAAAGAUCCAUUUCGAGAAUCACCACCUCCGGGUAUUUCUCAUCUAGAGCAUACACUCGAUGGCAAGACAAUCAAACUGGUUGGCAUACGAUUUGAUGCCGCCGGCGAAUAUUCAUGUUUAGUGAGCACGACUUAUCCAAUUUAUACGGAAUCUUCAGAAGAGGAAAAGCUUCAAGUGAUAGUGCCUCAACUGGAUAAUCCUCACAUAUUUUUUAAGCAAGCUGUUUACACAGUUGGUGAAGUCCUCGAGGCAAAUUGCACCUCAUCACCAGCAUAUCCAGCUCCUCAUUUAACAUGGCUCAUUAAUGGAAAAGAGGUUGAUAUGACACGUGUUACCUCAUUUCCACAUCGUCAUAUUGACCAACAUUUAAUGUCAGCAACAUCAAAGCUGUCAAUCGAGGUGUCAAAUUUACAUGUCGGUGAAAAUGGAGUAUUGGAGAUUGCCUGUCAAGCAACAAUACCAGAUUUUCUACGACGCCAAACGCAAUAUGCUGAUAUCAAAACUAAAACUGUUACAGUUGAUAUAACAGUUGCAACAACACCAACAUCAUCAUCAUCAUCAUCAUCAACAACAACAACAACAUUAAAUCCAAAUCUUCCACGUGGACUUUUACCAAUUUUUAUGCUCUGCGUUCUGUCUACGAUGCACAAAAUCAAUCCUUUUUAAUUAUAAAAUAAUCAAUCAAUCAAUAACGUGAAUUAUUAGUUAUUGAUGAAUUUAAAAAAAAAAAAAAAACACACAAUUAAUGUCAAUUGAUAUAGACUAUAAUGGCGAGACGAGAUUAAAUAUAUAUAUACAUCCAUAGUAUAUAAGCAACAGAAAAUAAUAUAUAUAUACAAAAAAAGAAAAAAAAAAAUUAUCUAUAUUGUAAAUUUG